Malus domestica (apple) is the source of this 2200-nucleotide messenger RNA. RefSeq names its product hydroquinone glucosyltransferase. Lineage: Eukaryota; Viridiplantae; Streptophyta; Magnoliopsida; Rosales; Rosaceae. Gene Ontology annotation, molecular function: UDP-glycosyltransferase activity. The record is from RefSeq and is a predicted model, not a curated record.
ACACACACACACACGCACAUAUUACAUCCUUGCAUAAUAUUCCCACCACCACAACCAAACAACACAAACCCUACAUUAAGUACCAAAAGCAAACCUCCCUAAUCCCAAUUAACUAUUAAUCUCUCUCUCUCUCUUCCCAAAACACCUCUCAUCUAUAAAAGGCAGCAGCUCACCUGAUUCUUUCUCAUCACAUGCCCACAUAACUUCUCUUCUCUCCCAAAAGCGCUUCACCGAAAAGCACUUACCCAAAAAGCACAAGUUAACCACCAUGGCAAAAUCGCAAACACCUCACAUAGCAAUUCUCCCGACUCCAGGCAUGGGCCACCUCAUCCCACUCGCCGAGUUUGCCAAACGACUCGUCCACCUUCACAACUUCACCGUCACAUUCGUAGUCCCCUGUGACGGCCCUCCCACAAAAGCCCAAAAGUCCGUCCUCGACGCCUUGCCAACCGCCAUCGACCAUGUCUUCCUCCCGCCAGUCUGCUUUGACGACCUCCCACAAGGCUCCAAAAUCGAAACCAUAAUUUCCCUCACCGUCGCCCGAUCCCUCGCCUCCCUCCGCGACGCCCUCAGCUCCUUGGCCUCCCGCACGAAGCUUGUCGGGCUUGUCGUCGAUCUCUUCGGCACGGACGCCUUCGAUGUGGCCAAAGAAUUCAACCUCUCCAACUACAUUUUCUUCCCGUCCACGGCCAUGGCCCUCUCUCUUUUCCUCUACUUGCCGAAGCUCCACGAAACGGUGUCGUGCGAGUAUCGAGACCUCUCCGACCCUGUCACGAUUCCUGGGUGCAUCCCAAUUCCCGGCAGUGAGUUGCUCGACCCGGUUCAGGACCGGAGAGACGAGGCCUACAAAUGGCUUCUUCAUCACACGAAACGGUACCGUUUGGCGGAUGGGAUUAUAGUGAAUAGCUUCACAGAGUUGGAGCCAGGUGCAUUGAAAGCUUUACAGGAGAAAGAACCAGGUAAGCCGCCGGUUUACCCCGUUGGACCUCUAGUUAAAAUGGAGUUCAGCGGCGUUUUGGAUGACCAGUCAUCCAAGUGUCUGAAGUGGCUGGAUGAGCAGCCACGUGGCUCUGUAUUGUAUGUUUCUUUUGGGAGUGGUGGGACCCUCUCUUAUGAUCAGAUCAAUGAGUUGGCUAUAGGGUUGGAAAUGAGUGAGCAAAGAUUUUUGUGGGUGGUGAGGAGUCCUAGUGACCAAGCUGCCAAUACCACUUAUUUUACUGUUCACAGCCAAAAUGACCCUUUGGAGUUUCUUCCCGAAGGAUUUCUAGAUAGGACCCAAGGGCGGGGUCUGGUGGUGCCUAAUUGGGCACCGCAGGCUCAUAUUCUAAGUCAUGAGUCAAUAGGAGGGUUCUUGACCCAUUGCGGUUGGAAUUCUGCAUUGGAAAGUGUCGUAAAUGGUGUACCUCUUAUUGCUUGGCCACUAUAUGCUGAACAAAAAAUGAAUGCUUUUAUGUUUACCAAAGAUCUAAAGGUGGCACUGCGACCCAAGCCCGAUGAACAUGGUUUGAUCGGAAGGGAGGAGAUCGCUAUGGUGGUUCAAUCUUUCAUGGAAGGCGAGGAAGGUAAGCGACUAAGAAACCGAAUGAAGGAACUAAAGGAUGCUGGUGCCAAGGCUCUUAGUGAGAAUGGGGCUUCCACAAAGGCCCUAUCUGAUGCGAUCACAAAGUUGAAAGCCCAAAUUUCAAAUUAAAAUGUGUUCUCAAUAUCUUCAGGCAUCCACCCACUUUACUUUUGUAUUUUCAGCUUUCCAGUGAUAUGGUCCAAAAGGGUGCAAUGAUGGUAUAAUAGUUGUUGGUUGACCGUAAAAUAUUAUGUAUAGAACAGCAACUUCGAUCCUUUUCUUUUGUAUUUAUUUGUUGUUAAAUAUACAUAUAUAAGUAAAGUUGGUGACAUUGAAAGCCUUGUUAGGCAAGGGCACGAUAUGUAAUGGGGUAAGGUGGCGACCCAACUGGGAAGAAACUUUGUUACAUCACGAUAAAGUCGUGGGCACACAUGUAUGGAUGGAGAACUGGAGGUAGGGCAAGUAUGGCAAUUACUAUUAGGGAAAGUGAUAAUUAAGAGGAAAAGUAUGAGCCCCCACACCACAUAUAUGUGGCUGUCAUGAUGUAUAACUUGAACAUGUAUGUAAACCAUCUUUUAGGCUCAAACUUUGAUUGGCAGGAAAAAACUGAAUUAUUUCACAUAUACGUAUGAUUUGUAG